This is a messenger RNA of Chilo suppressalis (striped riceborer), 4359 nucleotides long. NCBI's taxonomy places the organism in Eukaryota, Metazoa, Arthropoda, Insecta, Lepidoptera, Crambidae. The record is from the annotation of a GenBank genome assembly.
GGUCGACGCCAUCUUGAGAGCCUGAUUGUUGUCAUGUUUACGUUGAGUGGUAAAGGUGAAAUUGUGGAUUUUUCUGGCUUAUUUAGAGCGAGUUUGAUGUAACCGCUGAGCUGGUGUUUAUCAACUCAUCAAAAUGUUUUACGCACAUUUUGUGCUGGCCAAGAAAGGCCCUUUGGCCAAGAUUUGGCUGGCAGCUCAUUGGGAUAAGAAGCUCACUAAAGCACAUGUAUUUGAAACUAAUAUUGAAAAGUCAGUGGAUGGAAUAUUGAAACCAAAAGUGAAGAUGGCUCUCCGAACUUCAGGACAUCUGUUGCUUGGAGUAGUAAGGAUAUAUUCGAGGAAGGCCAAGUACCUUUUACAAGAUUGUAAUGAAGCAUUUGUCAAAAUUAAGAUGGCCUUUCGGCCUGGCAUGGUGGAUCUACCGGAGGAACAUAGGGAAGCUGCUAUGAAUGCCAUUACUUUACCUGAAGUCUUUCAUGACUUUGAUACUGCUAUGCCUGAAUUAAAUGAGGUGGACAUUGAAGCCCAAUUUUCACUCAAUCAAUCUCGUGCUGAGGAAAUCACUAUGCGGGAAGACUAUGGUUCAUUGAACUUAGUGACACAUGAUGAUGGUUUUGGUGAUAUGGGAUUUGAUACAGAUAACCCAGAUAUCAUGAGAGAAGCUAUCGGUAAUGAAGCAGGAUUGGAGCAGAGUAACCUCUUGUUCGCGGACGGUUCGUCGUUAGAGCUGGGCGGGAAGGACGCGGGCGUGGCCAGUACAAGCGGGGCGGUGCCCUCAUUGGCUACGCCGGCGCACGAACGACGUAUGGAGGCCGCGCCGCAUGGACCCAUGGACGAUGGAUUCGGAGGCACCAUUGGAGAUGUUGCUGAUUUCGGACACGCGGGCGGGUUGUUCGAGGGGGAUUUGUUCGGGGAUGUGACUGCGGGAAGCAGCGGUGCAGGCGCCACUCCCGGCAUGCCCGGCGCCUCGCAGCAACCGCAGUCGCUGCAGGCGGAAAUAGACGCCGCUGGCGUCGGUGAAGGACAGACGGACGUUCCGACCGCGGCAGGGGAACCGCCCGACUCGGACGACGACAUGGGCGACCAUUACGAUGCGGGGAACUCGCCGCAACACAGUUGGGGCGGGUCUCCACCGCACGAGGCGGCGGUUGAACCAAUGGCGGAUGCCGCUAAGCUUAUGCCCCCGCCCGCGCCGCGACCUCCCUCUACUAGCCCUAUGGAGGUAGAACAACCGGACGUAGAGCCCGAACGACCGACUUCUCCCGCAAUUGAGACCGCGGCCGCAGCCGACAACACAACCUUACUGCACAACGACGAGGAGUCCUUUGCGCUAGCGCCUGUCGACGCCACCGUGCUCAAGGGUAUAACAAAAACGAAACGCAAACGCAAGCUCAUAGUGGACGAAGUGAAGAACAUAUCGGGCGAGGAGAUGAAGAACCAGUUGUCCAACACCUCAGAUAUAGUGACCACUUUAGACCUGGCGCCGCCUACUAGACGCCUCAUGCAUUGGAAGGAGACUGGCGGUGUGGAGAAACUUUUCGCUUUGCCCGCAAGACCUAUACCUUCAAGGGUCCUUUUCAAGAAAUACCAACGCAACAUGACGCUGCGUAGCGAGACUGAGGAAGGCGAGGCGCGUUCCCCAGACCCUGAGCCGGUGCGGCGAGGCGGCCGCAAGCGACGGCACGAGGAGUCUCGCCAACAGACCAUCCAACAGCCAGAGACACCAGCGCCACCUCCACCAGAACUCGAACCGCCCACGCCGAUUCCACAGGAAUACGAACCUUCAGUUGGCAUGUUGAGUUCGUUGGGACCCCCCCUGACCCCCGGCGGGCUGGGGCACCUGACCCCCGGCACGUUGCUGCAGGGCGGAAUUACCCCCGGUGGGUUGCAUCACGGCUCCAUCACUCCCGGUGGUCUCCAGCAUGGUGGAAUGACACCAGCUGGUCUCCAACACGGCCAGCAGCCGGAUCUUGGAGGCAUGACGCCCGCAGGUCUACAUCAUGGCGGUAUGACCCCGGGCGGUAUGACGCCUGGGCUGUGCUUAGACGGCGGUAUGACGCCAGCGGGAUUACAUCACUCAGGAAUGACGCCAGGUGGCUUAGACCAUGGCGGAAUGACGCCAGCGGGAUUACAACACGGGGGAAUGACCCCGGCGGGAUUACAACACGGUGGAAUGACCCCUGGUGGCUUAACACACGGGGGAAUGACCCCUGGCGGCUUACAACAUGGAGGGAUGACCCCAGGCGGCCUACAACAUGGUGGAAUGACCCCAGGCGGUUUACAACAUGGGGGUAUGACCCCGGGCGGCCUACAACAUGGCGGAAUGACCCCAGCUGGUUUACAUCAUGGUGGAAUGACUCCAGCGGGUUUACAACAUGGUGGAAUGACCCCGGCGGGCCUUCACCAUGGUGGAAUGACCCCUGUGGGUUUGCAGCAUGGCGGCAUGACACCUUCAGGAUUACAGCACGGCGGCAUGUUGCAACAUAGUAUGGAGCAGUUGCCGAUGUUGCCUCAAUUGGGCACCGAACCCGCGCUACUGCAGCAUCUACCAGAGCCAAUGAUGCCACGGGAAAUGUCAGAUUACCAGAGCGGAAUGGGGAUGACAAACUUAGGGUACGACGAUCAACAUCUACACGAGCAGCAUCAUAGUCCACAACAUGACUAUGAUCUACCACCGACGCCGGAAAAUGCGGAGGAAGGCGAGCGCGAAGCGGGCGAAACCGACGAGCAGUUUGAAGAGCGCGUCCUGAACAGACGCGCGGCUCAACUGUUCGCCGCCAUGAGGCCCAAACUGGCCGCCGGGCUGCAGCUAGGGUUCAACGACCUCGCGCCUCGUCACAACAACAGGAAGCAGGUGGCGCAGAAGUUCUACAGUUUACUUGUCCUCAAGAAGCAUCAAGUGUUGAAAUUAGAGCAACAUGAAACUUAUGGACCUAUUACCAUUAGUAAGGGCAACCAGUUUGAAACUGAAGCUAUAUAAAUAACAUACGUUAUAUAAUUACUAUUUAUACUGUAAAAUACUUAACGUUCCAUGGGUUUAGCAACACAAAGCUUACUACACUCAUGGAACACGCCUACAAAGAGAAUAUCAGAAUAAUAGGUAUACUCCUUAAAAGAUGAGCUAUAUGGUUGUUUGGUGAGGUUUAGCUGUAAUUGUAGAUUCUACGGACCUAGGUUGAGCCAAAAAUAAAUUGUGUAAGUUGGCCUUAUGACUCGAGUGCACAGAAAUGUUUACUUUUUAAAUUUGGACCAAAUAAUAUUACGAGUGUUGAUCUCAUAUAUAAAAAAACAGAUUGUGUAUGUAUCAAAGCUGAGUUUCUUUGUAUUCGAAUCAUAAGCGAGUGUGCGUACAGCCUUGACUUGGAAAAUUAUGUUCAAUAAACGUGACUUGUAGAAAAUGCCUUAUUUUUGUUUUGCGGUAGGCUAAAAUCAUGAUAGAUUAUAAAUAUUUACACACAACCUUGCAUGUUGCAUAUCAAUCAGCGAUGUUUGUAUCGGAGGAGACUUCGCAAGUUGUCAAUAAUUUGAUACAUAUGUAAAUUUGUUGUUGUUGACAGGCUUACAUUGUUUAAAGUUUCCAAUAGAAGAAAUAGUGUUAAUUGUUAACCUUCCUCAUGAAACCCGAAAUUAUGUAUUUUUGGUACGCCGCUGACGUGUCUAUAGAAAGAAAGAAAAAUAUUAUGUUAUGAUUUAUUAAACAUUAUUUAUAGAGUUGUAUUCUUCUCAAGGAAGUGUAGACAUUGAAUCUUAUUUUGUUGUGCCUUGUUGAAUAUGUUUUACCUUUGCAGCAUUACAUUGUAAAUUAUCUAAGAUAAUUUAUUUCUAUCUGAAAAAUCGGGUCAGUACCUGCAUCUUAAAGUUUGAUAGUGCCUGACUACCAAUAAUAAAAUUUUAGUUAGACUAGGAUAUAUUGAGUGAAAUUAUGUAAAAGUUGUUCGAAGUAAGUGAUAUCUACUAACACCAAAUAUUGUGAAACCUUUCCUAACCUAUGGUUGAAGUAGAUAUAUUUACUGUUUUAUACAAGCGUGGUAAUGUGGUGUAGUGAGUGAAUGAAUUUAGUUUUUACAUUUCUUUGAGAACUCGUUUCUAUUAUGGUGUGCUAUUUUAUUUGCAAAUUGAAUGCAAACUAUAUAUAACAUUAGAUUGUAUUCAUUUUGCUUACAUACAAAGUCAAUAUGCGGAAUUCUAAAAUAGAGCAUUAAGAAUGCCUGGACAUGAAUAAAUUAUAUUACGAGUAACAUAACAUUUUGUAAAUCAAAAUUUAAAUGUUUACCUCCCAUUCAAUCAAUUGUGGUGGCGGAGGUAGCCAUUUAAAUGCUUUUCAUUAAAACAUAUUUGCAAUAAAAUUUGUUGAAAAUA